UGAUCCCACGUGUGGUUCCACAAAUAGUUAUAAUAGACCAUGUUAUUUUGUAAAUAUUGAAAAUAAGACAAUAUAAAAACUAAUUACAAUGCCGGCUGUAGUUCAAAAUGACGUUCUCAUCUAUGAGGGAAGCAAUUUCUUUCGCCAACGCCUGUUAUUAUCAACACUAAGUGGUCGGUCAGUAAGGAUCGAGGAAAUUCGAAGUUCAAAUGAUGAUCCUGGGCUCAGAGAGUAUGAAGUGAACUUAAUACGGCUGCUUGAUAAAAUUACUAAUGGUACUCGCGUAGAGUUGAGUGAGACUGGUACAUCCCUUUACUUCCAGCCUGGACUAUUAAUUGGUGGCCAGGUUACUCAUACAUGCUGUCCUCAACGAGGCAUAGGUUAUUAUCUGGAAGUUCUAUUAGCCCUUGGCCCAUUCUGUAAGGAACCACUAAACGCAGUAUUACAAGGAGUGACCCACCAUGAUUUAGAUGUGUCUGUAGACAAGGUAAAGACUGCAGCACUGCCUAUACUAUUAAAGUUCAUACUUGUAGAUGAUGGCUUGGAAUUAAAAGUAACUAGAAGAGGUGCCCCACCACUUGGCGGAGGUGAAAUAGUGUUCAGAUGUCCAGUCAGGAGGCAUUUAAGGCCUUUACAAUGGACUAAAUGGGGCCUCGUGAAGAGAAUCAGAGGUGUUGUGUACGCGCUACGGGUCUCUCCUACUAUGGCCAAUAGGGUUGUUGAAGCUGCUAAAGGGGUGAUGCUUAACUUCCUUCCAGAUGUGUAUAUAAAUACAGAUCAAUGUCGGGGAUCAAACGCGGGAAAGAGUCCAGGGUUCGGGAUCAGCCUUGUGGCAGAAACAAAUGAUAAAACAUUUUAUUGUGCUGAAGCUAAAUCAGUAGAGGCAGGUACGGGAGACAGUACACUACCCGAGGACCUCGGCAAGGAGUGUGCAAUGAGGCUCUUGGAUGAGAUCCACAGAGGGGGUGCGGUGGACUCGUCUCUGCAGUGGUUGCUUGCGUUGUGGAUGGCGCUUGGACAGAAGGAUGUUAGUGAAGCUGUGGUGGGUCCACUAUCAGAGUACACAAUAAAAUUCCUGCAACAUCUAAAAGAGUUUUUCGGAGUAAUGUUCAAGUUGGAGGUACUCCGGGAUGAAGAUGAAGACUCAGAUGAAGAGCUGGUGGUUUCCCAGAAGGUCAAGAUGACGUGUGUGGGCAUCGGUUAUAUUAAUAUUAGUAAACGGACGUUGUAAUAAAUUGUUAUGUUAGAAA
This is a messenger RNA of Colias croceus (clouded yellow), 1250 nucleotides long. RefSeq names its product probable RNA 3'-terminal phosphate cyclase-like protein (gene Rtc1). Gene Ontology annotation, biological process: endonucleolytic cleavage of tricistronic rRNA transcript (SSU-rRNA, 5.8S rRNA, LSU-rRNA); ribosome biogenesis. Gene Ontology annotation, cellular component: nucleolus. The record is from RefSeq and is a predicted model, not a curated record. Bases 89 to 1231 code for a protein of 380 amino acids. Lineage: Eukaryota; Metazoa; Arthropoda; Insecta; Lepidoptera; Pieridae. The transcript is spliced from 6 exons. Gene Ontology annotation, molecular function: RNA endonuclease activity.